This is a messenger RNA of Paramecium pentaurelia, 453 nucleotides long. NCBI's taxonomy places the organism in Eukaryota, Ciliophora, Oligohymenophorea, Peniculida, Parameciidae. The record is from the annotation of a GenBank genome assembly.
AUGAGUUACAAAAUUAAUGCAACCAUCAAGAUCUCAUUCUCAAUUUAUUAAGGAUAUUUAAGAUUGGGUCUAGUAAAAAGAAUAUAAGAAAUUAAAAUUAGCAGAGGAAAUUAGAACCAAAAUGUAUAACCAUUUAGGCUAUCAAUUAAUCCUAAAUCUGUUGAAAUAGCUGAGAAAAAAAUGAAAAAAAGUGAACUUCCUUUAAUAGAUUAAGCUGAUCGAUUAGCCAUGCCUAGACGACCAAGUUUUACUUUUUAAAAAGUAAAAUUAUAAUUUUCACCUUGCAUCAAUACAAAAUCUAGAUAAUUAGGUAAUAAGUAUAAAUAUUAAAGAUUUUUGUCCCUUGGAAUUAAAAUCUUAUAAUAGGAAUCAAUAUGUAAAUAUUAUAUUUAUGAUUAAUUCUAAUUAAAAAGAUGGUUUAUUCUUUGUUAUAUUUUUGUUCAAGAAAUAUGA